Messenger RNA from Nylanderia fulva, 1993 nucleotides. Its product is annotated as protein maelstrom homolog. Gene Ontology annotation, cellular component: P granule; nucleus. The record is from RefSeq and is a predicted model, not a curated record. Gene Ontology annotation, molecular function: sequence-specific DNA binding. NCBI's taxonomy places the organism in Eukaryota, Metazoa, Arthropoda, Insecta, Hymenoptera, Formicidae. Gene Ontology annotation, biological process: spermatogenesis; negative regulation of DNA-templated transcription; male meiotic nuclear division.
UCGUAUAUCGCUUACAAUAGAUGGGUCACGUUCUGUCAAAUUGUGGCGUCCACAGAAGUGUUACGUCACAAGUUGGCUCUUUAUGAUUGGUUGUGACAAAAGGAGGGGAAGGAAAGUAAAUUUUGAAAUACUACACUCUACAUCCUCGUCAGUCCUCGUACACUCACAGUACCCAUUUGUCCCAUUUCGAUCAAUACGGUUUUUUAUCAAUUUCGUGCGAUUAUACUUGAGAAUCUCUCGAUUUAAUCUAACUUUACCUGACCGUAAUCUUUUUGCCGCGUACCGGAGAGGCAGAGCUUUAUUCUCUUGUGGAUCGAGUGAAAUUUAGACGAAAAUGCCGAAGACCAAAGGCAGAAAUGCGUUCUACUUCUUUAUGGUUGAUUAUAGAAGACGGGCAGAAGCACAAGGUCGUAAUUUUCCUAAUGGAUUCAAGGACGUUCAAGCGGAUGCGGAAUGCAACGCGGAGUGGCAAAGUUUAUCUAAGCAAGAGAAAGGUCCAUAUGAAUCUAUGGCAAAAGAAGAUAAAGUUGCAGCACAAAUACAGAACAAAGGCAAGAAAACAACUCUUGGAGAAUCAAUAAGUUUGAUUGACCAACAAGAAGAAGAAAAACAGAAAGCCAUCAAAGAAAUGCACUCGAGUAUAAAUUAUUAUAUCGCUACAGCUAUGAAUCUUAAUAUUUUGUCAAAAACAAAAUUUUGCUUUAUACAUAUUAAUUACUUUUUCACUACAAUUGUUGACAACAAUCUUGAAUAUUUUCCGGCUGAAUAUGCAUUAGGAAUUUUUUCAUUUGAGAAUGGUAUAGAGGAUGUACAUCACAUAAUUGUCAGUGCUAAGAUUCCAUUAGGAUUUAAACGGGAAGCACUUGAGACAAGUCAAAACUCUCAUCAGAUACCUGUAGAGUAUCAAGGUGGAGAAACUGAUUUUGCUGUUAUGUAUGCAAAAUUGAUUAGUUUUCUAGAACCUAGGAAAACUAUGAAUACAUAUCCUCCUCUUUAUACAACAACAGGUUGUAUAAAAGUAGUGAAAUCUGUGUACAAACUGGGUGACGCAGCAUGCCAAUAUAAAGAGGACAUAAAGGUUUAUGAAUUGGAAAAGUUGUACGAACAUUUGGCAAGUGAUCUUUACAAGAAAAGAACAGACCGUGAAAUAAAAGAAAUUCCCAUUUAUUCUCAAAAGAUAUUUACAACCUACACCUAUAUUUUUGAAAGAGGUUUUGAAUGUCCUUUUCAUAAAUUUGUUGAUGGAGGAUCCGAAUGCUGUAGUAAAUCUGUACUGCAUCAAUGGGCAUGGACACUAUGCGAUGAAUUUUGUGAAUCACUAGGAGUAAAAAUGCGUCCAGGCAUACAUUAUCCCGAUAAUUCUGAUACUGAUGUCUCAUCCUUGACACAUUCACUGGGCAACUUGAAAGUUGAGAGUGUUUGCAAACCUGUACCCGAAUGUAGCUCAGUAUUAUCUAUGACAAACGUAAGUGAACAUUAUAGAUUGAAAGUGUCUAGUAGAUCAUAUCAAGAAGAAAUUCGUCGCCGAAAUGAAUCUCAACCAGUACAAGUUAUUGACUACAGCAAAUUGAAUGAUAAAUCUAUUGAUGAGUGUGCUGCUAAAUCUGUUGAUGAACCUGUUGCUGAACCUGUUGCUAAGCCUCUUAAUAAGCUUGUUAAUAAACCUGUUAAUGCAUGGAAGAAAAAAGAUGCGCCAAAUUAUUUGGGUGAAAAACCAUUGCGACCUCCAAAUAUUGAAAAUUCAUGUAUUGUUGGUGCUUCUACCAUGGAAAAUUAUCUUUUGAUGGAUGACGAACAGAGUUUCCCUCCUAUAGGUGGAAGAGGUGUGCCAUACAAAUCUCGAGUAGCAUCAAAGAACUUACCUUUAGGCAAAGGACAAGGACAUGCAUAAAACAGAUUUUGGAAAACUCCAGUUAUAUCAAGUUUUGACAAAAUUAUGAACGUUAUCCUUAUGGAAAUAUAAUAUUCAUAAUGAUUUAUUUUACAAUGAAUA